Macrosiphum euphorbiae (potato aphid) is the source of this 513-nucleotide messenger RNA. NCBI's taxonomy places the organism in Eukaryota, Metazoa, Arthropoda, Insecta, Hemiptera, Aphididae. The record is from the annotation of a GenBank genome assembly.
AUGACAAAUUUGGGCCACAAUUGUUCAGCCUUCCCUUUUGAAAACUACAUGGGGUGCUUAAAUAGAAUGUUAAGGAAACCACAUAAACCUUUGAAGCAAGUUGUCAAAAGAUAUAGUGAAAUUUGUUCACUUAAGUCUAACACUAAAACUAAAAAUGAUGCACCUUAUUUUUCUGGACUCCAUACACAUGGUCCUACAUUGUCAAGUUCAAUAAAAGGAAAACAGUUUACCACUUUGGUAUUAAAAAGCAUGACAAUUAAAACACAUCUGGAAAAAGAUUCAUACUUUUUAAUUCAAGAAAAAAAAGUAGUAAAAAUUGUCAACAUAAUUAAGAAAGAAAAUUCAGAAGACGUAAUACUUAUUUGUAAAAUAUUUGACAAAAAAAAUGAGUUAUUUAUCAAACCUAUAAAAUCUAGUAAAUUAGAUAUUUAUGUUGUUAAAAAUUUAAGUUAUAAUUUUCAUGAGUUUAAUAUUAAAGAUAUUAAAAAAAAAAAUGAUUCUGUUACCAUCUAA